Molecule: messenger RNA, 3257 nt
Organism: Hylaeus volcanicus
Lineage: Eukaryota; Metazoa; Arthropoda; Insecta; Hymenoptera; Colletidae
Exons: 7
Coding region: 32-1522 (496 amino acids)
Source: RefSeq, a predicted model, not a curated record
AGAUACAAAUUUUACGCACGUUCGUUUUAUAAUGACAUUUGUACGCACGCUUUACAUUUUGAUUGUCGUUUUUGCAGAAAACAAGGAAAAAUCGCUCGUUCGAUGUAUCGUUAACCUCAAGGAGACCGAGCUUGUGCAUCUGUCCCAGAAAUUAAAUCCUUUGGAAUGUUUGCAGCUCGUAAAAGCUGUGUAUGAAUUGUCUCCAUCGGGAGAAGAACGCGAAGAGAAGAAAUAUAGAGUGUUAAAUGGAGAUUUAACUCGUUUGUCGGCUACUCCGAACGAAUGUCUCGUUAACCUCGAAGAAUGGAACAAUGACUUUCCAAAAGGUCCAAAAUUCGGAGGACGUUCAGCAAUGGAGAUGACGCUGAGAUGGUUAGGACGACCUGACCUGGCAAAGUAUGUGAGAGAAAAUCGCAGAUCGAUUAAAUUCCUCGAUAGGGAGGAUUACGAUAUAGCCGAUACGUUAGAAUUUCCAGGACACAAAGUGUCAAGGAGGCAUAGCCCUGGGAAUAGCAAGCAUUCAUCGGCAAAAGGAAAGAAGGAAAAGAAGAAAAGAGGGCAUCAAAGACACACUUCCGCGACGUCGCAUAAAGAGAUUCAUAGAGCAAUGGUUGCAGCAACGGGACACAGCGCAAAUAUUAAACAGGGAUAUAGUAACACUGGGCCAAUUUUAAAACAUUUCAGUCAUAAGGUUCGCGAACUGAAAAAGAAAGAAAAUAAAUCGCAGUCGAAGAAGGGUUACCUUGAAGAGCACCGAUCAAUUUAUGGGUCAAUCGUGGUUGUUCUAUUUUUCAUUGUUCUUUGUCUCGUGGCAGCCUACUUCCUUCAUAGACGAAAUCUUUCCAAGACCCGUGGUACGCGAUUCAAGUACAGUUGGUUUCCAGAUAAAGAGGACAAGGACACUCUUACCGAUCACAUCGAAUGGAACGAUGAACCUUUCUGCUCCUGUUCGGAUGUCGAGGUUGGAUGUACGGGAAAAUGUGCCACGUGUAGUAGAAAUUAUCAAAUUCUUUCUGAUGUUCCCAAUAAACACGUGAAUUCGGUUUGCGUGCAAAAACUGAAAGACAGGAAACGAAAGAAGAGACAACGGUUCAGUUUUCUUCAAAAAUGUUCUCAGGACAAAAAACGGGAGAAGGACCAGGAAAAUCGGGAUAGGAAGUGCGUAAAAAGGAAGAAUACUGAAUCUGCUGCAAAAGCGUCAUUGAAACGACGUAAUGCAUCUUGUGCGUACUUUAUCGAUAAUACAUCAGCAUCUUUCCACGACUUAAGGAAAACUUUAGAGAAAUGCGUUACAAAGAAACGAGAAAAGCAUCCAAUUAUUUCCCAAGGAGACUAUCGACAAUGUGCAUGCUGCAAGUGUAAUUUAAGCUCUAAAGAGAAGAUGAUUCGCGAAAGAAAAGAGAAUGAAAAGAGAGGACUGUAUAAAUUGAAACCGAAAAGAAAGAAAGAAAAAAGACGAAAAGAAGAUUUGCGGAGAGUAGAGAAAUAUGGAAACGUAUGUUACAGGGAUACAUGUAAAUGAAUUACUACUUGGAAAGGAAGAGGCAUGGAAAUAUAAUAAUAUCCAAUAAGAAAUAAAAAAUGCAAUGUUUUUGUAUUAAUACAAGGCGUUUAAUAUAAUCUUAGGUAAUAAAGUAUGCUAAAGAUCUUCAAAUAAUAUGUCAAUUACACAUUGAAAUGAACGAAUUGUAUACGAAAUAAAUUCAUAACUUCGAUAAAAUCAUUGCCUAAUAUUAUAUUUUAUUAAGAUCACUAUAGUUUCUCGAAAUUUUUGUCCUCUAAUCGAAUUGAUUGUAUGUUUUUGUAAAACAUUGAUACACUUGAAAGCUGUCAUUUUAUAAUCUUUGUCGAAAUUAUUGUUAAUAUAAUAUUAAUGUGUAAAUUGAUACAAGGAUUUUUCACCUCGUAGUACAUUUAUUUUUCAGUAUUAUAGUACCUAUAGCUAAUAUCUUUUGUCGGCAGAUGAAAUAUCACAAAUUGUAACAUUUAUAUAAUAUAUAAUCUUGUAACAUAUAUAUAAUAUAUAAUAUUACAUAUAGUUUCCAUUGAUUCUUCUAUUUUUAUUUUACAAGAUAUACUUUAUCUGUUCCUAUUUUAUCUUAUCGUUCGUACACAGAAACGUUUUCUAUUAUAGAAAACCAGUCAUAGCGAACGUUGUUUAUAACAUUUUUAUAGGACAACUAAGAACACAUUUCAUUAAUGGUAACGGAUAAUCGAGGAAGUUGUUAAGGUGACGUUGUAAUGAUAGUUGUAAUUAUGGCAAUGAAAAUAUGAGUAUCGGACUAUGAUGUUGCACUUAUUGUAAUACUCCCUAUGUUGGUGGAUACUACUAUUAAAUCCGUAUUUCUUAUCACAGUAGAAAUCAUAUGUUGUGUAUUUAUAUAUUGAUCAAAUUAAAUAGAAAAUAUGAUAUCUAAAACAUGAAUUAAAUAUCAUAUUCUGAAGAAUAAACUACGAACAUCAAAAAAUAAAAAGAUCAUAAGAUUUUAAGAUUAUAAGAUUUUUAGUUCGAAUACCGUGAACAUAUUCAAAAAUAUUGGUUACUUUAUUUAGAUUACCAAUUUUUUAAUUUUUAUGAGUAAUAUGUUGCAUUCAUCAUCGGAAUCCAUUUGAUGAAAAUCAUUUUGUAAUUUAUAUUAAGUGUAAAAUUGUAUAUAUUGCAUUGUCAUUUACUUUGAAAUUCAAAUCGAGUAAGAUUAUACCUUGGAUAGGUAUUUGAUGUUUAGAAAGUUGUUCAUUCUAUAUAAAGAAGACCCUCGAUAACAAUAUUUCUUUAUUAAAUACACAAUAUUGCUUUGGUAUUAGAAACAUAUUUGGUACUCAACCUUUUUUUUUUGAAUCUUUAAAAGUUUCGAAUUCUCAAUUACUUCAAACAUAGUAUUUUAUUCGUUUAUGUUAGAUCAUAUAAAAUCGAAUACUUUUUCGAGUAUUUUGGAUUAGGUCGAAAUUUCGAUAUGUUGUAGUCUGUAGACAACUACCAAAUAAAAAUUACUUCGGUAUAAACAACUUUUAAAGACGUAAUUCUAUAAAUCUUAUUUACCGAUAAUACGUCAAAGAACUCGAUAAUUUAAAACAAUUCACACGAAAAUAGUCCAAUUAAACGAUUGUUAACAUUGAACGAAUAAUUUCUAAAUUUGACACAACAAGAGAAACACACAAUUUUUAUGAAUUUACACCAGUGUCUUGUCAGUUGACAAGUAGAAAUGGUAAAUUGGAAUGGUAAAACUGAUUAUUUACUUACUAAAUAUGAUAUAGAU